Messenger RNA from Calypte anna (Anna's hummingbird), 1370 nucleotides. RefSeq names its product RUNX family transcription factor 3 (gene RUNX3). Gene Ontology annotation, molecular function: DNA-binding transcription factor activity, RNA polymerase II-specific; ATP binding; RNA polymerase II cis-regulatory region sequence-specific DNA binding. Lineage: Eukaryota; Metazoa; Chordata; Aves; Apodiformes; Trochilidae. The record is from RefSeq and is a predicted model, not a curated record. Gene Ontology annotation, cellular component: nucleus. Gene Ontology annotation, biological process: neuron differentiation; regulation of cell differentiation; regulation of transcription by RNA polymerase II.
GCGGUGGGCGCCGGGCCCCGCCGGGUCUCACCUCGUACCCCCCGGCCGCGGCGGCUCCCUGACGCCCGCCGUUGUGAUGCGUAUUCCCGUAGACCCGAGCACCAGCAGGCGCUUCACACCCCCCUCCACGGCCUUCCCCUGCGGUAAGAUGGGCGAGAACAGCGGGGCGCUGGGGGGUCCCGCACCGGGCGCCCGGGCUCGGCCCGAAGUCCGCUCCGUCGUGGAUGUAUUGGCCGACCACGCCGGCGAACUGGUGCGCACCGACAGCCCCAACUUCUUGUGCUCGGUGCUGCCGUCUCACUGGAGGUGCAACAAGACGCUGCCCGUCGCCUUCAAGGUCGUAGCCCUCGGAGAUGUGCCCGAUGGGACGGUGGUCACGGUGAUGGCGGGGAACGACGAAAAUUACUCGGCGGAGCUUCGAAACGCCUCUGCCGUGAUGAAAAACCAAGUAGCAAGAUUUAACGACCUCAGAUUUGUUGGGAGAAGCGGCAGGGGGAAAAGCUUCACCCUGACCAUCACCGUGUUCACCAACCCCACCCAAGUUGCCACCUAUCACCGAGCCAUCAAAGUGACUGUAGAUGGACCCCGGGAGCCACGAAGGCACAGACAAAAGCUAGAAGACCAAGCCAAACCCUUCACCGACCGCUAUGGGGAGCUGGAACGGCUGCGCCAGUCCAUGAGAGUCACCCCAACAACACCCAACCCCCGUGGAUCCCUCAGCACCCCAAGCCACUUUGGGUCCCAGGCUCAAACUCCAAUACAAGGCACCUCAGACCUCAGCCCCUUCUCUGACCCCCGGCAGUUCGAUCGCUCCUUCCCGACCCUGCCGGCCCUCACCGAGCCGAGGUUUUCCGACCCCCGGAUGCAUUAUCCCGGUGCCAUGUCCGCCGCCUUCCCUUACACCGCCGCUCCCUCCGCCACCGGCAUCGGGGGCAUCAGCAUGACCAGCAUGCCCACCACCACACGUUUCCACCACACUUACCUGCCCCCCCCUUACCCCGGCUCCACGCAGAACCAAAGCGGCCCCUUCCAGGCCAAUCCCUCUCCCUACCAUUUGUACUACGGCACUUCUUCGGGAUCCUACCAGUUUUCCAUGGUGGCGGGCGGGGAGCGUUCUCCCACCAGGAUGCUCUCUUCUUGUACGAGUGCCUCGGCUGGGAACAACUUAAUGAAUCCCAACUUGGGCAAUCAGAAUGAUGGGGUGGAUGCAGAUGGGAGCCACAGCAACUCGCCAACGACCAUGACAACUACUGGGAGGAUGGAUGAGUCAGUCUGGAGACCCUAUUAGGAGGAACUCAGCUGAGCACCCGUGUCUUUAACUUAAUCAGCCACCCUUCUGUUUCUCCUUUGGGUAGGGAAUAGGGGAAAAU